CAGGACAAGCUCUUCAGCUGGAAGGGGGUGCCUUGGGGUCCUGGGGGAGUACCCCGCUACCCUCCUCCAGGGCCAGGGGCCCAGCAUCUUCAGGCAGGAAAUACUCAGAUCAUUGUGAGGCUCGGGCCUCGAGGCCUGGAAAGAGUCGAAUCCCUGGCAGGGACCACCGGCGCUACUACCACGACCACUGGCGGCUGGAGUACCUGAUGGAUUUCAUCCCUUCCCGGCAUGGCAUGGUGUGUAUGGUCUGCGGCAGCUCCCUGGCCACCCUCAAGCUCAGCACCAUCAAGAGGCACAUCCGCCAGAAGCACCCCUACUCCCUCCAUUGGAGUCCCCGGGAGAAGGAAGUCAUCAGCAACAGCUGGGAUGCCCAUCUGGGGCUGGGGGCCUGUGGUGAGGCUGAGAGCCUGGGGGCCCAGGGGGCUGAGGAGGAGGAGGAAGAAGAUGAAGAGGAGGAAGAGGGGGCCAGCGUUCAAGCUUGCCCACCUAAGGGCUCAGGCAAAGCCCCAGCUGGUGGGGGCUGCCGGCGCCAGCGGCGAGGGGUACGAGGGGGCCCAGUGGCACCUCGACGCCGGCGCCUGGCAGCCUCCCGAAGGCCUGGGGGUAGCAGGGGUCUGGGGUCCCGGCGCCUGGAGCGGAGGCUGAAGGAGUCCCUGCAGAACUGGUUCCGGGCCGAGUGUCUCAUGGACUACGACCCACGGGGGAAUCGGCUGGUGUGCAUGGCCUGCGGCCGGGCACUGCCCAGCCUGCACUUGGACGACAUCCGUGCUCACGUGCUGGAGGUGCACCCCAGCUCCCUAGGGCUCAGUGGCCCCCAGCGCAGUGCCCUGCUGCAGGCCUGGGGUGACCAGCCUGAGGCUCUGUCCGAGCUCACCCAGCCCUCACCAGACGAUGACCUCGUCCCCCAGGACCUGACCAGAAAGAGCCGGGACUCCGCCCCCGCUGCUGGAGCCCCCUCCUCUCAGGAUCUCAGCCCCCCAGACGUAAAGGAAGAGGCUGGCUGGGUGCCUGAGAGGCCCGGGCCGGCAGAGCAGGAGGAGGAGGCCGAGGAGGGCGAGGGCGAGGGCGAGAGGGCGGGCAACCAGGGCCGGCCGAGGAGGGGCAGAGAUCAUCGCCGCCACUACCAGGAGCGCUGGCGGCUGGAGUACCUCAUGGAGUUGGACGGCUGCCGGCGCGGCCUGGUGUGCAUGGUGUGCGGGGGCGCGCUGGCCUCGCUCAAGAUGAGCACCAUCAAGCGACACAUCCGCCAGCGCCACCCGGGCUCCAACAGCCUCAGCGGGCCAGUCAAGGCCCUCAUCGCCCAGGAGUGGAGCGAGAAGGCCGCACACCUGCUGGCCCUGGGGCUACCCAGCCCGGAGUCACCCAGCGGCCCUGUCGCCCCCAGCGCAGCCUCAGCGUCUGAGGAGGGGGGAGGGGCAGAGGAGGCGGAGCCAGAGGAGGAGUGGUGGGGCGACACGCCGCUGUCCCCUGGAGCUUCGUCGGAGCGGCCCGCCGAGGAAGACGAGGAUGACGAUGACGGCCAGGAGUCCGGGGGGCUGGCCUUCCCCCCGCUGCCACUGCCGCCGCCGCCACCACCACCGCCGCCGCCGCCGCGCAGCCGGGAGCAGCGGCGCAACUACCAGCCGCGCUGGCGGGGCGAGUAUUUAAUGGACUACGACGGCAGCCGCCGCGGCCUGGUGUGCAUGGUGUGCGGGGGCGCGCUGGCCACGCUCAAGGUGAGCACCAUCAAGCGACACAUUCUGCAGGUGCAUCCCUUCUCCAUGGACUUCACCCCGGAGGAGCGCCAGACCAUCCUGGAGGCGUACGAGGAGGCGGCACUGCGCUGCUACGGCCACGAGGGCUUCGGACCACCCGCCCCGGCGGCGCGGGACGGCGGCGCGGACCUCAAGACCGGCGCAGUGUGUCGCGCUUAGCACUCGCCCUGCGCUAGCCUGGCCCUCGAGCUGAGAGACCCUGAUGGCUGGCGCUGGGCCCCCCCGCUGGCCGGGCAGGGCCGGGCAGGGCCGGGGUUGGGGUGGUGCCGCUGCUAUCCCUCGGUGACAUUGCUGUGCUAGCUAGUCCGGAGUCUCUGGCGCGAACUGGCGCGGGGCUCCCGGCGCUCUCCGUGCGGUGCUACUCCGGAAAAGCCAGAGCGCCUCCCCACUGCUCACAGCGAGCUCUCCCGGUCGCGCCCGAGGGCGCAGGGCUGCCAGGCCCGGGUUGGGGCGCCGACAGUCAGUAUUUGGGUUGAAGGCAGGGCGCAGGAAAGUCAGGAAGGACGCGCUGGCCGCUUGCCCUGGCCGGGGGCCCAGUUCUAUGCGGCCUCACACGCCAGCAGGCGUGGCUCUCGGCUCCGGGCUGCUGGGGUGGGGUCCAAAUUGGUAUUCUUGGCCUCUCAGAGGCCCAGGCUGUGGACUGGGCCUGAGCAGGGGUCGGGGUGCGGGCGGAGCGGUAGGGCCCAGUCGGUUUCGCCAGCUUCCCGGGCUGGCCCAGGGGACAGCGCACCCCUCCUGGGCCGCUGCCACGCCUUCAGGACCGGGGUCAUAAAAGGAUUAGCACUUUUUUUCCUUAGGCCCUCCUACUCAGAGGGCUUCUGUAACCCACACGGUGAAGCAGCAGGAGCCCGCUUGGUCCAGCGGCAGCACUGUUCUAGCCCGGGGCACGGGGCAGUUGGUCGCUAUUACUGCUCCUUCUGAACGUGAAUUGUCCUCUGUGGACACGCUACUAAUUAGUUCUCAGCUCCCAGGGCUUGAGGCCGGGCCUCGGCCUCUCUUGCUCUUUACUGAGACAGCGCCAGGCCCCGUGGUGCCUGAAGGGCCCCUCAAUCUCCCAGGCAGGUCCAAGAGGGAUGUGUAGAUUUCCUUCUCCUGUGGAGAACAGGUGGUCCGAAGAUCAGGCCCUUUUUUUUGCUCUUUGUAUUUUAUUUUGAAACUGUAUUUAAUGCUUUUUAUAUGAAGGGGAGAGGGGAACUGGCCCAAUCACCCUUAUGUGCAAAUGUCUUAUUUAUUAUUGCGUGUAUCAGAGAUAAGCUGUGAGAUGGUGGAGGAAGGACAGAAAUGGAGUGUGCUGAGGGGAUUGGGAGGAUACUAAAUAUCCCCACGUUUCCCUGGCCUAUUGUCUCUAGGUUCAGUGUCUGCUCUUCACAGAGGGAAGGCACUGCAGGCACUGUGCCCACCUUUUAAAGUCAGGGUGCGGUGAUCAGGAGCUGGGGCACGAGAGGGGCCCUGGAUUCUGGGGCCAGUGCAGCCCUUGUGGUGAGAAAACAAGCAAAAGAAGUUCCUUCUCACCCGCCAGAGCCAGAGCUCAGGGUUCAAGUGCCUCAGGCCCAGUUCCCCAGACUUCCUGAUCUGAUCAAGAGUUUGAUUUUAUACCAUGGAUUUUAUAGCAUUUUUAUACAACUCAAGAUUGUCAGUAAAAAGGGACCCUGGAGAUCACAAAAGGAUCCCUUUCAGAGAGAGGGGCAAAAUUCCAAACCCCGGAAAUUCUUAGCUAAGAACAGGUCAAAAACUAGAAUAAAAAAUAUCUCAACUCCCAGUUCAGUGAGCUUUGCACUAGAUUGCACUGCAUCCAAUCUGGCAAGUUACCAAGAUCCCUUUACCUAUUCAGGCGGCCAAGAUGUAGUGCGCUGGGCACUGCAGUCGCACAGCACUUGUGACUCCCGAGGGGAGAAAAGCACGGCGCUUCCUGGGAGUGAGGGUGCAGGCAGCUUCCAGCAGCGCAGGCCUGUGGAUCAGAACUCCACGUGGGGCCUACCUCCCCUCCGCCCAGGUUUCCCCAAUGGAAAUAAGGCUGCUUAUCUGUGCUUGUUUUAAGGCCAUCUGGAAUGGCUGCUGGCUCAGUGAAAUUCCAGUUUUGACCAGCCAGGUUUUGGAGACAGUAUUAAAAUCUUGAGAAUAGAAAUUAUGGUGCCAGGCUGUGCACCUACCUUUUUUGCUUUCCAUCAUGCAUGUAUUUAAACUGAGUAUUUUUUUUUCCCCCACCUCUACACCACCUUUUAGAAACAGAAGGCAAAACUGGAGCUGCUGAUCGUCAUUGCCAGAGCUCACUGUUGAAGUUCAGGAUAUCUGGGACAGGUUUUAGUAGCACCCAAGCUAGCAUCAUCUCUUAAGCACUUGCUGGAGACAGAAAUCCUUGGGUCCACCUGGUUACUGAAAAGGGUAGGACCCACACUACGUUUUUGAUAGGCUUUUCCCGUACAAGCUGCAGCUCCCCAAGGUGGUUGUCCGGCAAGUACCUCUGCAAUGAUUCUGCCAUGACUGGACCUAUGGCCCCAAGGGUCAAGGGGUUGGUGGGUCUCCUCCCUCGGGAUUCGGACACAAACAGGCAAAGUCCCUUCAUUGUUUUGUUAACGGUAUGCUUGCUAUUAUGGCCCAUAUGUAAAUGUUACUCCGGACACAUAUUUAUAUGCCAUGUUACUUAGUGACACUAUUCAGACAUUUGUAUGUGUAUUUGUGAAGUUGUUUGCAUCAGUCAUUUAAAAAGUAUUUCAGCCUAAGUUUUUCCCGAGAGGUAUGUUGAAUAAAAUCUCAAAAAGUCCAGCCCUUUGGAUCACAACCAACUUAGUUUUGGGGCAGAGUGAGUCAGAUGGGUUCUGAUGUCAGACCAGACAUGCCAUGACCAGCUCAGCUUUUGGCUCAUGUGGUUUAUAGGCUGCUUCCUGUGGCAAGUGGGGACCCUUCCCAUUCCCAGGCUGGUGAGAGGCUGAUCUAGACCCUUUCACUCCAGUCAUCUUACAGGGUCUCUAACUUCAUUUUAGAAACCAAGUACAGCUUGUGCUUGCUCAGUGCCAUGGGGAUCCUUGCAAUCUUGGGAGUUCUUUUUGAAAGUUUCCGGAAUGAGGGUUGAAGUGAAAGCCUUUUGCUCUCAUUUCACCCAAACUGUGUACAAAGAAUAAAGUCGCAGACUGAUGAGACA
This is a messenger RNA of Psammomys obesus (fat sand rat), 4893 nucleotides long. RefSeq names its product zinc finger translocation associated (gene Zfta). The transcript has 4 exons. The record is from RefSeq and is a predicted model, not a curated record. NCBI's taxonomy places the organism in Eukaryota, Metazoa, Chordata, Mammalia, Rodentia, Muridae. Bases 207 to 1913 code for a protein of 568 amino acids. Gene Ontology annotation, biological process: negative regulation of DNA-templated transcription.